UCGCUUUCUGUAGCGCUUCCGGUGUCGAUGUUGAACUGCUUCAGUUUCUACACUUUUGUGCAUUUUUAGUGUGUUUUUCCCCGAGAGCAAACGCGACAUCGCUGGUCUUCGUGAUGUCCGUGUAGCGCGAAGCUGUCGUCGAGUUCUGUCGCCUCCUCCGGACAGGAAGUUUGCGUGUUUCCCACAUAUCUUGAUGUUUUACCUCAGCGAUGUUGAACUACACACAGACCCGCGGAAUCCUGGCUGUACUGAGUUUAUUCUGCGCUGAUUCCUGCUCGGGAUGGUUUCAAAACAACGGGAAGAAGAGCAGCAGGAGCCCGCAGCAGGAGCCCUCGGACAGCUGCCUGUGUCAUCUGACCGGUGUGCUGGACGACUGCUUCUGCGACAUCGAGAGCAUCGACGUCUUCAACAACUUCAAGAUUUACCCUCACGUCCUCAAGCUCACCGAGAGAGACUUCUUCCGCUACUACAAGGUGAACCUGAAGCGCCCGUGUCCGUUCUGGCCCGAUGACGGCCAUUGCUCCAUCAAAGACUGCCACGUAGAGCCGUGCCCAGAGAGUAAAGUUCCUGUAGGAAUUAAAUCCGGCAACUAUAACAAGUUUUCUCAGGCUGGCGCUGGCGCUGGCGUCCUCGACUGUGAACAGGCUCAUGAACUGGGCGCCAUCAACAACACACUGAGUAAUCAGAGUAAAGAGGCGUUCGCAGACUGGGCUCAUCACGACGACGCUCAGGACCACUUCUGCGGGUUAGACGAUGAGAUGUCUCCUGAGGCCGAGUACGUGGACCUGCUCCUGAACCCGGAGAGAUACACUGGAUAUAACGGCCCGUCCGCCUGGAGAGUCUGGAACAGCAUUUAUGAAGAAAACUGCUUCAAGCCGAGAUCAGUGUAUCGUCCUCUGAACCCUCUGGCUCCCAGUCGAGGUGAUGAUGAUGGCGAAGGCUUCUACACAUGGCUGGAGGGGCUGUGUUUGGAGAAGCGUGUGUUCUACCGUCUGAUCUCCGGCCUCCACAGCAGCAUCAACAUCCACCUGUGCGCAGAAUACCUGCUGGACGAGGGCUGGGGCCGGCCGGUGUGGGGUCCAAACCUGCAGGAGUUCCGCCAGCGCUUCGACCCGGCCGAGACCAAGGGCGAGGGGACGCGGCGCCUGAAGAACCUGUACUUCCUGUACCUGAUCGAGCUGCGCGCGCUCACCAAAGUGUCCCCGUACUUCGAGCGCUCCUUCAUUAACCUGUACACGGGGAACAGCGAAGAGGACUCGUCCACCAAAGCCCUGCUCCUGCAGAUCCUCAACGUCACCAAAGCGUUCCCCAUGCACUUUGACGAGAGCUCCAUGUUUGCUGGACAUAAAAUGGAGGCGAAGACAUUAAAGGAGGAGUUCAGGCUGCACUUCAAGAACAUCUCCCGCAUCAUGGACUGCGUCGGCUGCAGCAAGUGCCGGCUCUGGGGGAAGCUGCAGACGCAGGGUUUGGGGACGGCGCUCAGGAUCCUGUUCUCGGAGAAGGAGAUCAAAGACCUCCCGGAGAACAGUCCGUCAAUAGGCUUCCAGCUGACGCGGCAGGAGAUCGUGGCGCUGAUCAACGGCUUCGCCAGGUUGUCCACGAGUAUAAAAGAGUUGCACAACUUCCGCACUCUCCUGAAGGAUCAUAGGUAACCCCAGUGCCCCCAGUGCCUCCAGUGCCUGCUGUGGUGCGGUCAGGCCAGUGCGACCCGUCUCAGGGACCGGCAGAACUCCUCUCGACCCGAUCUCACCCCUCUCCGCUUCAGUGCGACUCACAGGAACUCUUCAAGCUCUUUAUCCUCCUCUGCAUGUUCAAGAGUCUGUGUGUGUGUGUGUGUACUUCCUCGUGUUCCUCUGUCGACUGCGGUGUGUGUGUGUAUUCCUGCAGAAUACUGUAUUCUCAUUACUUUUAAAUCUCUUAUUAAUCCAGUGAACAAGAACAUGUCCAGGUCACAUUUACCUCAAAAUCAGAAAUAUUUAUAUACACACUAUCAGUCAAAGCUUCGGAUCGGUAAGAUUUUUAAUGUUAACUUUGUUUAAACAGUAAAACAGUGAAAUAUUACUCCAGUGUAAAUCAUCUGUUUUCUAUGUGAAUAUACAGUAAAGUGUAAUUUA
Messenger RNA from Rhinichthys klamathensis goyatoka, 2114 nucleotides. It is a transcript of the gene ero1b, whose product is annotated as endoplasmic reticulum oxidoreductase 1 beta. Gene Ontology annotation, molecular function: FAD binding; thiol oxidase activity; protein-disulfide reductase activity. Bases 210 to 1652 code for a protein of 480 amino acids. Gene Ontology annotation, biological process: protein folding in endoplasmic reticulum. Gene Ontology annotation, cellular component: endoplasmic reticulum; endoplasmic reticulum membrane. NCBI's taxonomy places the organism in Eukaryota, Metazoa, Chordata, Actinopteri, Cypriniformes, Leuciscidae. The record is from RefSeq and is a predicted model, not a curated record. The transcript is spliced from 16 exons.